Messenger RNA from Phyllopteryx taeniolatus (common seadragon), 3652 nucleotides. Its product is annotated as putative monooxygenase p33MONOX. The record is from RefSeq and is a predicted model, not a curated record. The transcript has 9 exons. Gene Ontology annotation, cellular component: cytoplasm. Lineage: Eukaryota; Metazoa; Chordata; Actinopteri; Syngnathiformes; Syngnathidae. Bases 497 to 1435 code for a protein of 312 amino acids.
UCGCAUACAAUUAGAAAGUGUUCGGAUAUGGUUGCUAUAUAAUAGCACUAAAGAGUCGGAAACAGAACAAAAAUACAAGUUAAAGGAGAGCCACGAACUCUCGCGAGAUUCUGAAGUGACUUCACCCGUCCAUCCCGGAAGCCUUUUCAUAGUAAGUCAGAAUAAUGGCCGCCGAGCAAAUCAUCAACUAUUCCGCAAACUGCCCAGUCGUCAUCGAAGGGUCACGCUGGACUCUAUAGCCACACGCCCCGAAGUCGCCGUUUUCGCCGUGCUGGCUGGCUGACCCACAAAUUUCUAUGCAUUGCCAGAGCGCUUGUUGUCGUGUCCCCUCACCAUCAGACCUGAUGUAACGUCAGCCUCAAUCUCUCCAUCGGCCUUGUCCACAGAUCAUAAACACAGCAGGGCGCAAUGAGUCCAUCCACUGCCUGUUUGUGCUCUCUACUCCUGCUAUAAUCACAGGUGCUGCUCAAUUUUUGCCCCUAAUAGUACAGAAGCCAUGUCUGGUUCAGGUGACUUACCAGCUCUCGAAGGUUCCGGGAUGGGUGGGAUGAAGCUCCCCAUCGGCAUGACUCGCCGGGCGCUCAGCUACGACGACAACUUGGAGGCACCCAUGUCCACGCCCCCGCACGACAUCAACAUUACAAAUCUGUGGAGGCGCCCCGUCGUGCCCGAGAGGAAGUUCAACCAACUGGCUGAGGAGGAUGAAGGUGCUGUGUGUCAGUCUGUGUUGGACAGCGCCCCCUCCAGGCCCACAAGUGUGGUGAAGACCAAGGCUUCCUCCCUCAUCCUCAACUCUCUCAUCACCAAGCAGACUCAUGACAGCAUGCACAAGUUUGAGCAGAAGGCGGGACUCAGCGACACCAGCUACACUCCCCACAAAGGCCUCACCGCCGAGGAGACGAGACACCACCACCGCAUGCCAGAAUCCUUCCAGAAAAUGCAGAUCCAGAGCCUGGAGGCUCGGGACGAGCGCCAGAACUCGUCGGCCCAGUCCACGCCGUCCACCACGCCGCACAGCUCGCCCAAACAGCAGCGCAGGAGCUGGUUCAGCAGCACCAGCUCGGACGUCAGCGGGAGCUCCUCCAACAGCAGCGUGGACCUGGUAGGAGGCGACGGAGGAGGAGGAGGCGUGCUGGAGCGCUGGGGUGUAUUUGGACCGCGGCCCUUCGUGCACAAGUCCACCUCCGAUCUGGGCAACGAUCCCUCAGCGGCAGCAGGCUUGGCGCUGCAGGCGUACCGCGGCGCCCACAAGCCCGGCGCCACCGACGGCAACAAGUCGCAGGCGGCCGCCCGGCUGGCCGACGGCCCCGACGCCCAGAAGGCUGCCGCCCCGCCCAAGAUGGAGAUCCCGACGGUGGACGGGCGGCGCCAGGGAGCUCGCCCGCACAAGCUCAAGCCGCGCGACAUGAACAUCCUGACGCCCUCCGGCUUCUAGACGUCGUCAAGCUACACGAUUGGCCACCGCUCUAUGAAAGGUCACACGGUUUCCCCCUUUCACGUUACCAGCUUUCAAGCCGCUAACUUCCAUCGCAAAAAGGCAGCUCCGAUGUACAGUGGAACCUCCAAUUUGGAACAUAAUCCUUCUCAUUAUGGACCAAGAAGCAACUAGUAGACGUCCUUCUUAAAAAUGUUUCCAAUUGCCUUAAUGAAUCAUUUAAACCCUAAAUACAGUGUUCCCCUGCUAUUGACAUGGGAAUUGAAAACCCCCCAAUUUUGGUCAAUGCUUUGGGCUGAGCAGAAAAAACAGGCAGUAGGAGAGUUUUUCAGCAAAUAAUGGUGGAUAGAUUCCCCCCAAUAAAUCAGCGAAUCUGUGAGUAAAUAGCUGAAAUAGUUGAAACCCAAACUAUGGUCCUAAAACACUCAAUAUAAUUUUAAAACUCGUCUUACAGCAUUACCCUUAAAAAAAAAAAAAAAAGAAAGAAAAAAGGCUUCCAGAUGAUUUAUUCAGGAAAAAAAAUACAUGGAGAAUGCAAGGACACUGGAGUGUAUGUUGCCGCUUCAUCAAACUGUAAAAAAAAUAUAUAUAUAUUAUUUUGUUGUUUGUACUCUUACUAUGUUUUUGACUCAGUGUGCAUAGAUAUUCUUUUUUUUAUUUCUAUUUUAUAUUUUUCAUUAAGUAUUUUAAUAUCUUCAUUUGGGCACUUAUUGUACCUCAGAACAAAUGUUAACUUCCUCCACUAACGGUGUUACGUUCACUUUUGUAUUGAUUAAAUUAUUGUUUUCAUAUUCCAUUUAGCUCAUUAAAUAAUUGGUUUAUAUAUAUUCCAGAAAUAUGGAUAAAAUAACAAUAUGCCAAUUUACAAUUUUAAAUUGUAUUUAGUGAAUUAAUUAUGAUUAAUUAUAAAUAAUGCAAUAGCAUCUGUCUGUUUGAAAGAGUCCAACGUGGCCUUUACGCACGAAAUUUUGCCCAGCCGGGCUGUAGCGAAGUAUGCGCAGUUGUAACUCUCUAUUUAAACCGCCGUAAUUGUCAUUUGUAAAAUAGUGACCCUUAAUAAUGUGGCCAUAAUAACUUGAAAAAGUUACUGAAUAAUCCUGUUCUUUAAUUGCACUUUAUACUCAUCAUCCUGAUUCCAUGUAUGGUCUUGGUCCAGUCAAAUAUAUGUUAUUGAAGUAUACUGAGGUAGCAAAAAGGUGGUCUCAGGAAAAUGGCAGACUCCCUCACAUGGAGAUAUUCCACCAUUUUUUUAUUUAUUUUUUUUCUCUCCUCCCCACCUUUUUAUUAUUUAGAUGUUUUAAUGACUAGAUGUGUAGUGAAGACAUAAUUGAAGUAUGUUUGCUGUUUGGUUUUGUAGCCAUUGAAAUAGCCUACAAAGCAGCAAGGCUUGAUCCGGCUAUUCUUGAAACGGUUGUCAUAUGUGAAGCCUGUAUUUUUUUGUAUUUUUUAUUUUUAUUUUAGUAGCACUUGUUUUUGUUGUUGCACUUUUACUUAAAGUGGACCGAGUGGUGUCGCUGUUCUUUUUUUGUUUAGUUUUUGUUCUUCUCUUUAAAAGACAAAAAUAACAGCAGCCGUGAAUAUGAAAUGUCUUUUUGUCCUUGUCUAAAAGAGUUGGCAAAGUCCUCCAAGGGCCAGACUGAGGGGGGAACAAAAAAAAAAAAAAACACUCCCUGGAAAUGUUUAAAUCAUUUGCCCCAACAAAGGUUUCAUGGGUUGACACUGAUACUGCACAUAAAAGUUUCAUGAAAAUGUACCUAACUAAUGUUUGAAAACAAACAGUUCAAUAAGAUUUAAAGCAUAUGUAUUGUACUUAAAAGCUGAAUACAACUGAACUGUACUUAAAUGUUAAAAAAAAACCAAAAAAAAAGUGCAAUGUGUCCCACACUGAGAACCACGGGGAAUUUGUUCAAAUGACCCACAAUCCGAAUCGUAGAGAGAAGAGUGCAGCUUAAUUGCAAAGCUUUUUUGUCUACACCAUCUGUGUCGAAAGGUUCCGUUUGUUUAUUGAAUCGAAUUUCAUGGCCAGAAGAAAAUGCCCUUGCAGGCCUGUAUAUAAGACCCUCGUGCCAUAUGUUGCCCACCCCUCCUCUAAAUGAACUGAAGUGUGUCUCAAAAUGUGUUCGUUUUGUUUGUUUUGAUUCAUAGUGUCUGGAUAUGAUUUUUGUUUUCUUCUCUGACUGAAUUUGAGAAUAAAUGUCACAUUCUCACCACCCAAAA